Anisakis simplex (herring worm) is the source of this 1113-nucleotide messenger RNA. NCBI's taxonomy places the organism in Eukaryota, Metazoa, Nematoda, Chromadorea, Rhabditida, Anisakidae. The record is from the annotation of a GenBank genome assembly.
AUGGAUCGGUUGACAUGGUAUCAACCUGGUGAAUAUAUGGAAGAUAUUAUCAUACAGAGUGGUCAUGUGGGUAUUUACGACGGUGAUCUGAAGCAUGUAUGUUCUUUUGAUUGUCGAUUCAUAUUGCAUCACUCAAUGGUAGCAAAUAUCGAGAAAUUUCACAAAUCGAUGUUUCGACGAGGCGGUAAAAUCAUCGUUCAUGUUCAUCCAAAAGCACACAAUCAAAAGAAUAAUCCGAUUGCUUUCUCACCCUUCAAUUACUUCAGAUUCGUUUUUCGUAAUGGUGGAGAGGACGAGUUUUUUGAGAAGUAUCGAGACGCAUUAGCUCGUCAAACAUGGCAAAGAACGUCGUCGAGUUCAACAUCGAGUUCUGCCGGGUCUCGCAACAGUACUGUACAUGUACCACGUGCAGUUGGAAUCGCUGGAAUUGAGAAGAGACUCGCUGAAAAUCAUCAACGAGCUCACGACAGCAUCAGUCAGGCGUUUGAAGAUAUGACCCACUUGAUGGAAUGUGCACGAGAAAUGGUCACGCUGUCGAAAAGUAUCACCGAGAAACUUCGUUCACGAAAAGGGGAAAUCACUGAAGAUGAAACCGUUCGAUUCAAGUCGUAUCUGCUGAGUUUGGGUGUCAGCGAUCCAGUAACGAAGUCAAGUUUCGGUAGCGGUGCAAAAUAUUAUGAAAAACUUGCCGAGGAAUUAUCCACAAUUUUGUGUGCUCCAUUGAAGGAAUUAGGCGGCAUGAUGUCACUACCAGACGUUUACUGUCGUGUCAAUAGGGCGCGUGGAAUGGAGCUGUUAUCACCGGAAGAUCUGCUGAAUGCAUGUCAGGCUCUCGCGCAUCUCGACCUGCCUAUUUCAUGUCAUCGUUUCGAUAGUGGCGUGAUGGUGAUACAGCUGAAGGAUAUGGCCAUUGACACGACGAUUGACAGCACUUCUGAAUUGGUUAGCGCGAUGGGAUCGUGUACUGCGAAUGAUCUAGCGAAAUGUCUUGGUAUCACGGUCAUUCUUGCCAAACAACGAUUGCUGGCAGCUGAAGAGCAAGCAAAAGUCUGUCGAGAUGAUACGAUCGAAGGGUUGAAGUUCUAUCCGAAUCGAUUUUUAACGGCCAACUGA